AUGUUCAUUCAAACCAUUGUAUUGGCGUCAACCCUGGCUAUCGUCUAUGCGUCGACUGUGGCCGAGAAGCUUGAGUUCAUUCGUUGUGCCAAAGCUGGUAACGCAGCCCUCGAAGGCCUGACAUCCCAACAGUUGAUUGAUUUGACCCAAAAAAACCUGAUGACCGCCACAGCUAUGGUCAACAAGAGAUCCAAUGCCGCCCGACAACAGGGACUCAACUGCUAUUAUGACUUCAAUAUGGCUUACGGCCCGGCAUUUAAUGAUAUCGUUGGACCCACUGGUGAGCCAAAGGUGUUGAGCAAAGCCACGAGUGAUGCCCAGAGAGCCAAAGCCAUUCAACAGAUCGCAGGAAUGACUCAAUUGGUUAUAUGUGACGAGCAAUACCGGGCCAACCAUAUGAAUGAUACCGUUCAGUGCAAUCUACUCGAACAGAAUGGAGGUGCUCUCGUAGAGUUCUCGACCAGAUUACCCAUUAUUGAAACUUUGAUGGGUGUUGGCGGUACCCUACUCAAAUUUGUCUCACCACCAAUGGAUUCAGUUGUUACCCAGAUGAAGAAUCUCUACCAACAGCUAUACACCACUGGAAAGCAAUGUUCCCAAAACCCAGCCCUACCACCGGCUCAGAGAUGUGCUAACCUUAAAAUGUUUGACUUAGAGUUAGCACGUCUUGGA
Molecule: messenger RNA, 672 nt
Organism: Oppiella nova
Lineage: Eukaryota; Metazoa; Arthropoda; Arachnida; Sarcoptiformes; Oppiidae
Source: the annotation of a GenBank genome assembly